AUGUUGUACAAAUCCGUGUUCCCCCCCCUUGAUCUCCCGUGCACAAACAUCCUGACCUAUUUGUACCCGCCAAACCAAACCGUCUCCGAUAAACCAAUAUGGAUUGAUGCGCGGGACCCCACGCAGUCGCUUUCACCUCGGCAGAUGCUGUCCUGGGUGCGCCGGCUGGGAUUAGGCCUAGAUAACCUCGGGGUCCCCAAAGGAGAGGUGAUUAUGAUCUUAACCCCAAACCACUUGUUUGUCCCGGUGGCAUAUCAAGGAAUCGUCGGAUCGAGUCGAAUCUUUAGCGGAGCCAACCCCGCAUACACGGUCUCUGAGCUCGCAUACCAAAUCGACAACACCGGUGCAAAGGCGAUAUUAGUGCAUCCUUCCCUUGUGCAGAAUGUAGUUGAGGCCGGUGCUCGCGCGGGCUUGCCCAGAGACCGAAUAUUUCAGUUUUCCGAUCAUUUCUGUUCCCCAGUGGAUGGGGUCCUAGAUUGGCGGCAUUUGCUUGCAUCCGAGGAAGAGGCUCUUUCAUGGAAAUGGGACGAUCUCGGAGAAGACGCAAAGUCGACCAUUGCGACCAUCAACUACUCUUCCGGGACAACCGGCUUGCCCAAAGGGUAUACACCUCACGCCAUUGUGCCGGCUGCACGUCCUGAGGAGCGGUGGAUUGGCUUCUUACCUCUCUAUCAUGCAUACGGUCAGCUCUACGCGUGCCUCAUGGCUCCAAAACUGGGAGUGCCUAUCUAUAUUAUGCAGCGGUUUGCUUUCGAAGAAUUCCUAGAGGCGAUUCAGCGAUACAGCAUCACACACCUCCAAGUUGCGCCCCCGAUCUUAAUCAUGCUUGACAAGAGACCCGAGACAGCCAAGUUCGAUUUGAGCAGCGUGAAGAAUAUUCUCUGCGGAGCAGCGCCCCUAUCACGAGAACUGCAGAAUGCUAUCCAGAAGAAAUUCAAUCUGAAUGUGGUCCAAGGAUGGGGGAUGACAGAGGUGACGUGCGGCGCAAUCCAUCUGCCCGGGGGACGCAAUGACGAUUCUGGCUCUGUCGGCAUGCUUGAUCCAAACUGCGAAUGUAAACUAGUUGAUGACGAGGGCAAGCUAGCGAAACCUGGGGAAGCAGGAGAGCUGUACGUUCGAGGUCCUAACGUAUGCUUGGGCUACUGGAAAAAUGACACAGCCACCAAGGAGAGCCUGGAUUCCGAGGGCUGGUUGAAGACCGGCGAUGUCCUGAUUGUACGGGGUGAUCUAUUCUGGGUCGUGGACCGCAAGAAGGAGCUCAUCAAAGUAAAUGCGCUGCAAGUAGCUCCCGCCGAGCUGGAAGCUGUGCUUUUGGAGCAUGAGGGUGUUGCUGAUGCUGGGGUGGUGGGAAUCAUGAUCGGUGGAGAAGAGCGGCCGCGGGCGUACGUGCGGCUACAAGACGACAAACGUGGGAAGGUCACGGAAGCUCAAUUGCAGCAAUACAUGAACGGAUGUGUGGCGAAGCAUAAGCAGCUGGCGGGGGGCAUUAAGUUUGUUGAUGAUGUGCCGCGGUUGACAAGUGGCAAGAUCCAGCGGAAGAUUCUCAAGGAGUGGGCCAAGCGAGAUGCUGCUUUAUUAGAGAAGCCAAUCGCCAAGCUAUAG
This is a messenger RNA of Penicillium chermesinum, 1602 nucleotides long. Its product is annotated as acyl--CoA ligase. The record is from RefSeq and is a predicted model, not a curated record. The coding region runs from base 1 to 1602 and encodes 533 amino acids. Gene Ontology annotation, biological process: secondary metabolic process. Gene Ontology annotation, molecular function: CoA-ligase activity. Lineage: Eukaryota; Fungi; Ascomycota; Eurotiomycetes; Eurotiales; Aspergillaceae. The transcript has 3 exons.